AUGUCCCAAUCCGAUACAAUUCGGCAGAAACUAAUCGAAACCGAAUAUGAGCCUGUUAGUUCAUCACGUAAACUUAAUUUAUUACUUCAACGAUCAGUUCGAUAUUCAUAUCGACAAAGAUGUUGCAAAUGUUGUCCAACGAUACUUUGUGAACUUCUAUUUCCAAUUGCUAUAAUAGUAUUACUAACCUUAGCUCGAUAUGGAAUCAAUCGAUUAGCCGAAAAGCAAAAAGACGAUGGAAGUUUACCGGGAUCUUUCAGUAAACAUCCGUGUUCACAAGAUAUCAAUAUUCCCCCAACUUCAUCAAAUGAUAUAUUUACUAAUUGUUUUAAAUUUCCACCAAGUUAUAGUGGUGGUCGUUGGGGUUCACAUAGUCAUGAUGAUGUAUCCAAUAAAACAAAUAUUGUUUUUGAACCGAAUCGAACUGAUAUUAAUGAACUUGUUCAACGUGCUACAACACGUUUAGCUACAAUGGAAUGUAAUAAUACAAAUGUUUGGAGUCAAAACCCAAAUGAUGAAAUGGAUGCGCAUUUAUUGCAAAAUAAAACUGUAAAUACAGUUAUAGUGGAUUUCAGUGCAACAUCUGAUCUAAGAAAAGAACGAAAUCUUGCUUAUAACAUUAUUGUUCGAGCACCAAAUAUUAUUUUAAAAAAUGAUCCUAUCGAUAGAUCAUUCAUAUCAUAUAAACAUCCAGGUUAUAUUUCUGAUCGUUCAAAUACAACAGAUAACAAUGCUAUUAAAGGAUCAGAAUUACCUGAAUUUACUGAUGUAAAAAUGUUUGUUGAUUCAUUACUUAUGGAAUAUCAAACAAAUCAUCAAAUUCAAUUUGAACUUGAACGAAAUCUUAUGACUUGUACACCAUUUCGAAAUGAUUAUCUUUUUACAUCAGAAUCAAAUUUUCUUACCACAAUUAUAUUAAUGAUUGAUGCUGUAUUCAUUGUUCCAUAUUUAAUUCUUUUAAUAAGUUUAAUUCGAGAAAAAAAUGCAAAAGUGAAAGAAAUUCUUAAAGUACUUGGUAUUGAACCUAUUCUUAAUAAUCUUGCACAAGGAAUUCGAACAAUGUUUAUUCUUUUUAUUUUAAUUCUACUUUUAUCUAUUGUCUAUAAAUUAAAAUUAAAUCCUGAUGCUUAUUUCAAUACAGUUAAUUUUGGUAUAUUGUUUGUUGGUAAUAUAAUAUAUGGUUUACAAUUAAUAUCAUUUUGUAUAAUGAAUGCACAAUUAUUUGAUACAAAUGUUCGUGCUGUUAUAUUUACAUUUGUUUUUUAUUAUGUUAUCUAUUAUAUCUCUUCAUUUACUAAUUCAUGGCCACCAGGUAUACAAUAUAUAUUGAUGUUUUUUUGUCCUUAUAUUGCUGGACAUUCACUUUUUCAACAAGCUGUAUUGUAUGAUCUAGCAAACAAAGAUGUAGCAAUAUUUCGAACUAUAUAUAGUUAUGUACCAAUGUAUUUUCCAACAUUGAUUGUUAUGCUUCUUAGUUGUGUUUUUUAUUGGGCAUUAUCAUGGUAUUUGGAAAAGGUCUUUCCAGGUGAAUAUGGUAUUCCACUUGACUGGAAUUUCUUAUUCAAAAGAGAUUAUUGGCGUAGAGAAACUACUAAAGAUCAAAUAUAUACAUUUGAUAAUCAUGCAGCUACACUUUCAAGACCUAUUACACCAUUUACACGAACAAAUUCAAUUGGUACACCUGUUGUUCAUGUUGAUCAUCUUGUUAAAAAAUUUGGUCCAGAU
Rotaria sordida is the source of this 1725-nucleotide messenger RNA. The record is from the annotation of a GenBank genome assembly. NCBI's taxonomy places the organism in Eukaryota, Metazoa, Rotifera, Eurotatoria, Philodinida, Philodinidae.